This is a messenger RNA of Rhodofomes roseus, 1353 nucleotides long. Its product is annotated as pyridoxal phosphate-dependent transferase. Lineage: Eukaryota; Fungi; Basidiomycota; Agaricomycetes; Polyporales; Fomitopsidaceae. Gene Ontology annotation, molecular function: transaminase activity; identical protein binding; pyridoxal phosphate binding. The transcript has 8 exons. The record is from RefSeq and is a predicted model, not a curated record. The coding region runs from base 1 to 1353 and encodes 450 amino acids.
AUGGCCACUAGUUCCACACCGUCCUCCUCCGUCCAAUUCGGCCAGAAGUAUGUUACGGCAGGACUGAGCCGUUCGUUAGAAGCAGUGGUGGAGAAGGGAGAGGGGUCUUACUUAACGGUGGAGGAUGGCAGAAAAAUGCUAGAUUUUACCUGCGGCAUCGGUGUCACUAACCUCGGCCAUUGUCAUCCACGAGUCAGCGGUGCAGCAGCGAAGCAAUGCAUGGAGGUCGUACACAUGCAGUGCAGCAUCGCGUUCCAUCAGCCCUACCUUAAGCUCAUAGAGAAGAUCCUCCCCCUGAUGCCCGACCCAUCUCUCAACUCAUUCUUUUGGUGGAACUCGGGAUCGGAGGCCAUCGAAGCCGCAAUUAAAAUCGCCAGGACCGCAACCGGCCGUCAGAAUAUUAUUUCAAUGCAAGGUGCUUACCAUGGUCGCACCUUUGGAGCCAUGGCAGUCACGAAGAGCAAGACGAUUUACAGCGAGGGUGUCCACCCCCUCAUGCCUGGCGUGUUCACCGUCCCCUACCCAUAUUGGCAUCAGCUCGGCCUGCCCCCCUCCACGCCCAGCUCCCAGCUCUCGUCGCUCUGCCUCGCGCAACUGGACCUCCUGCUUAAGCAGCAGACCGCCCCGCAGGACACUGCCGCGAUCCUCAUCGAGCCGGUGCUCGGCGAGGGCGGAUACGUCCCGGCACCCACGGAGUUCUUGCAGGGCCUGCGGGAGGUGUGCGAUAAGCAUGGGAUUUUGUUGAUCAUCGAUGAGGUGCAGUGCGGCUACGGACGCGCGGGCAGGCAGUUUGCGAUCGAGUACUCUGGCGUGCGGCCGGACAUCAUGUGUGUCGCAAAGGGCCUUGCGAACGGCUUCCCCCUUAGCGGUGUUAUUAGCCGAAAGGAGGUCACAGACAAGCUGAAGCCCGGUUCGAUGGGAGGCACAUACGCUGGAAACGCCGUGGCUUGCGCUGCCGCAUGCGAAGUCAUUGACGUCAUGAAGGAAGAGAAAGUAUUGGACAAUGUGAACGCACGGUCAAAAGAGCUGUUCGCUUCCCUGAACGCUCUGCGGGACGACGCGAAGAUUGCGCCUUGUAUCCUCGACGUGCGCGGGCAGGGGCUCAUGGUUGUGGUAGAAUUUGCGUCGCCAGUCGGGACGGGCUCCCAUGACCCCUUCGUCAAACCAUCCGCCCCGAAGAGCCUCGCGAGCCGCAUUGCGAAGCGCUGCCAAGAGAAGGGGAUGCUCAUCCUCACAACGAGCGCAUACGAAGUAAUUCGGUUCAUCCCGGCGCUCAACAUCACCCAGGAAGACCUAGCGAAGGGCUGCCAGAUCUUCAAGGAGGCCGUGGAGGAAGUCGUACGCGAGGGUUGA